Messenger RNA from Drepanopeziza brunnea f. sp. 'multigermtubi' MB_m1, 1011 nucleotides. RefSeq lists its product as uncharacterized. Lineage: Eukaryota; Fungi; Ascomycota; Leotiomycetes; Helotiales; Drepanopezizaceae. The record is from RefSeq and is a predicted model, not a curated record.
AUGCCACCAUCCGAAGACAUACUCUUGUAUCACUAUCACGCUUCGCCAUACGCCAAACGCAUCGUCUGGUAUCUCAACCUCCGCAGAAUACCCUACACGCAAUGCCUCCAACCCCCCGUAAUGCCGCGUCCAGACACUGCCGCGAUCGGCACCCUCUACCGGCGCAUCCCCAUCCUCUCCAUCGGGCUCGACAUCUACAACGACACGCGGCUCAUCCUCUCCAAGCUGCAGAAUCUCUACCCCCCCUCGCCAUCGCACCCCCCCCUCCCAACCCCUUUCCCAUCUGCCCCCGCCUCGGGAGGCGUGGAGAAGCUGCUCUCCAACUGGGUCAUCGGCGGCCUGUUUGCGAAAGCGGCCGCCCUGAUCCCGAGCCACUUGCCCAUCAUGAAGGACGAGCGUUUCAAGAAAGACAGAGAGGAAUUCUCGGGCACGAGCUGGGAUGCCACGAGUAGGGAGAAAGAGAGGAAGGAGGCGCUUGUGGAUAUCAAGAGGGCUUUUGAGCUACUCGAAACCACGUUUCUGGGUGAUGGCAGGGACUGGGUUCUGGCGACCAAGGGCCCGAGUCUGGGGGAUAUCGAAGCCGUCUGGCCCUUCCACUGGCUCACGACCCUCCCGGGCGCCCUCCCCACCUCCUACAUCUCGCCCGCCCAGUUUCCGAGGACAUUCGCCUGGAUCUCGCGUUUCGACGCCCACGCCCGUUCUGCUGCCACGACGGCCGGUAAGCCCAAGACCGUCACCGGCGACCAGGCUGUGCAAAUCAUGCAGCAGUCGUCCCUCGUCGAGCGCGAGCUCGGCGUCGAGGACGGUGAUCCGAGCGGGUUGCGGCAUGGGGAGCGUGUGGAGGUGUGGCCGGUCGACUCGGGGCGGAGUGGGCGGGAUCGGGGACGCUUGGUGGGGCUGAAUGGGAACGAGAUCGUGGUGGUGACGGAGGGGGGAAAGGUGGAGGGCGUGAGGGUGCACUGUCCAAGAGAGGGAUUUCGGGUGAGGAGGGCACCGGAGGGGAAAUUGUAG